This is a messenger RNA of Drosophila willistoni, 492 nucleotides long. RefSeq lists its product as uncharacterized. Gene Ontology annotation, molecular function: beta-tubulin binding. The coding region runs from base 96 to 464 and encodes 122 amino acids. The record is from RefSeq and is a predicted model, not a curated record. The transcript has a single exon. NCBI's taxonomy places the organism in Eukaryota, Metazoa, Arthropoda, Insecta, Diptera, Drosophilidae. Gene Ontology annotation, biological process: post-chaperonin tubulin folding pathway; tubulin complex assembly.
AGUUUACUUUUUGCUUAGUUUCUAAAAUCCAAAAAAACAGGAACGUAACAACAAAAUUAUUAUACAAAUAAUAUAUUUAACAAUUCACUAAGAAAAUGGAAGAUCCACGCAAACGUCUACUCCGUAAUAUAAUUGACAAUGUCUAUCACUUGGACAAGCGCCGAUUCUUUCAGCAGAGACAAAUCCAAACUGAAACCGAACGUCUAGAACGUUAUAUAGCUGAUGUUGCCAUGAAUCAUAAAAAAUAUGAACAAUUGCAAAAGAUUGAAGGCUCUCAAUCGAUUUUUGACCAGGUCCAACGCCAAUUGCAAUUAGAGUGUGAGAAAUUGGAGAAAUUUCUGAAAUUCAAUGAUGAUCUCAAGACUACGGAUUGCUAUGUGGAGGCUAAACAAUUGCUGGAGGCAGCACGUUCCGAAGAUAAAGAGACUGAAAAAGAACAUGGUGAAUUAAUUUCUUCUAAUUAGCAAAUAUAUAUAAGGUCUACCUACAUAA